Molecule: messenger RNA, 216 nt
Organism: Aspergillus tubingensis
Lineage: Eukaryota; Fungi; Ascomycota; Eurotiomycetes; Eurotiales; Aspergillaceae
Product: six-hairpin glycosidase
Exons: 2
Coding region: 1-216 (71 amino acids)
Source: RefSeq, a predicted model, not a curated record
AUGCCUUCCAACCAGAUGAGCAAGUCGGAUGCUUCCCGCAUCCAGUCCACCCAAGCCCAAGGUGGAAAAGAUAUGAGCUCUGGUGGCUUUGCUGCUCGAGCUCAAGGAGCUGCCGAUCGCAAUGCCAGCACUGCAGAAUCCAGCACCCGUUCCUCUCAGGGCCCGUCAUCGGGAACGCACCAAAGUGGCCAGCAGUCCACUCCCGGAAAGAGAUGA